ACCACAAUUCUCUACCAACUCUCCUCAAAAGCUCUCUCUUUCAUCAAUCUCUCACCAAUAAACACUCAGAAUCCCAAAAAAAAAGAAAAAGAAAAGAGAAGAGACUGCACGUGAAUAUAUAGAGAGAGUUAGACAGAAAAAUGGAUCAAAAAUUGCCAGUUAUAGCAAAAAAGUUCUGGAAGACGGUCCGCGUAGCUUAUUUCAUGCUGAGAAAAGGGUUAUCAAAGAGAAAAUUAAUGUUUGAUCUCAACUUAUUUAUGAAACGUGGCAAAAUUGCUAGCAAAGCCGCCUUUCAAAAUCUCAUGUUCCAGGGCCAUUAUACCCAAGGCCACCAAUCAUCUUCCAAAGAGUACUACGAAUUCAGCUGUAGUAACAGCCCAGCUUUCCACCUCCCCUUCAACCUCAACAAACGCAAUAAGCAUACUCACGAUGCUCCUGCCAUUGAACACGACGACGUUUUAAUGAUGAAUUCUGCCGUGUUGAAGGCACUGGAAAUGCUUCAGAGUGAAACGGCGUCACCUGCAUUGCCUGGAUUUGGGAGAACUCCAACAGUGAGGCAAUUAAGGGUCACUGACUCUCCUUUUCCUCUAAGAGAUGCUGAAGGUGGCAUUAGCCAUGUAGAUGAGAAAGCUGACGAAUUCAUUUCAAGGUUCUACACAGAUUUGAGAAGAGAGGCUUCUGCCUUUGCUUAAUGUUUUUGAGAGUAUUUUUUAUUUACUUUUCUUAUUGUUGCGGGAAAUCUUUAGAAGAAGAUCGAAAAAAACCUGAUGGUAGAACAUAAAUGUAAUGAUAUCCCUCCUUCUAAACUGUUUCAUAUGCUAUAAUAAUAUAUUCAA
Messenger RNA from Lycium ferocissimum, 836 nucleotides. RefSeq lists its product as uncharacterized. Lineage: Eukaryota; Viridiplantae; Streptophyta; Magnoliopsida; Solanales; Solanaceae. The coding region runs from base 141 to 692 and encodes 183 amino acids. The transcript has a single exon. The record is from RefSeq and is a predicted model, not a curated record.